Messenger RNA from Hirundo rustica (Barn swallow), 2984 nucleotides. It is a transcript of the gene MIIP, whose product is annotated as migration and invasion inhibitory protein. The transcript is spliced from 10 exons. The coding region runs from base 1501 to 2775 and encodes 424 amino acids. Gene Ontology annotation, biological process: negative regulation of G2/M transition of mitotic cell cycle; negative regulation of cell migration. The record is from RefSeq and is a predicted model, not a curated record. NCBI's taxonomy places the organism in Eukaryota, Metazoa, Chordata, Aves, Passeriformes, Hirundinidae.
CGGGCUGCCUCAGAGGAAGGGGAGGGCUCACCCUUCUCUGCCGCCUCUUGGAGAGGAAAGGGGAAUUUUAUAAGGCUCGGGCUCCCUCCCCUUCCUCGUGGCCGUGGGAGGGCCGAACCAGCGCGUCUGUGCAGAAGCAGCGCGGAGUGCUGAACUGCUUCCUCGCGGCGAGGAGAGUUCUCGGCUCCCGAGACGGCCGUUGUUUGUUUCUAACUGUGGGAGGCGAAGCUCCUUUUCACAGACGUUUCAAAUUACAGCGGUUUCAUAAACCUGAGCUCCCGGGGUUGGGCAUGAAGGAUUUGUAGAUUAUGCCAAGAGUGGACGUCAUCUGGUAAAAUCCUCCCAAAAAGUCCCUUGACUGAUGUUAUUUUCAGAGUAUUUGUUUUGUGAUAAGCAAUGAUGAGAGGAUGCUUAUCAAAGCUAUUAGCUUUGUCCUGUGAAGGCUGUGGGAACUACUGGUUUUUUUCAAAUCGUCUCAAAUUUAGUGCCUCAACAUUGAUAUUUCUGUUUUAUGUUCCGUAGUGCACCUCUCUCUUAUUUUUUGUAACAAAGAGAUGGAGUUUGUUGAUUGUUAGUACUGCUCGUUUCCUUCCACUGCUGUUGUACCACAUGUGCAUUUGAUUCCUCAUGUCUGGUUGCUAAGGUAGCAGAUGCAAAAACAAACCAGACAGGCUUUGCAGAAGGUUUUGGGAAUUCUUUAGAACAAAAGGUCCCAGAAAAAAACCAGUAGUUUUCUUGAGAACAUAAUUUAUCAGUCUAGUCAAAAGUAAUGUGGGAGUUUGGGUUCAGGGUUUGCAGCUGUUUUAUUUAAAAAAAUCCAAUUUCUGCAAAUUUAGAGGAGCUUGUGAUAUUGUAAAGAUGUUGAACAGUGUGACAGCUUUUCAGUCAAACUAGGCUUUAUUUAUUUAUCUAUUUAUUAACUCCUUUUCAUGUCCCUCCUCUAAUAAAAGGACAUCCCUUUGUGGGAUUUAAUUUAAUUAAUUUGUGGGAUUGGAAUUGCCUGAAUUGUAGUCCUGAAUCAUAGUUGAGCCUUUUGGAGCCUUCCUGCCUGGGGAACAUGGAAGACAGCUUUGACUCUGUAUUUCUUUUGGAUGCAGCAGAUACAUUCAUAUGAAUUAGUUGUAUUUUGAGCUUACAAGCAUCCUGGUGUUAUCACACCAUAUAUAUAUAUAUAUAUGUGUGUGAAAACAUAUAUAUAUAUGUUAUCACACCAAAUAUAAAUUUCAGUGCUUCAAAAGAACAUUACAGCAGAAUUGUGUAAGUAUGUCCUAAAUAACAGCCUCUAAACCAAAUGUCUCUUAUUUAGCUUUUUGAUGUGAAUUUUUCAUGUUUACUGUUUCCUCUGUCAGUUUCUUGUCUCUGUUAAGUCAGUUCCCAGUUUCUGAGUGCUAAAUAUUUGACAGUAUAUCCAAGGGGAGAGAAGCAUGUGGUGCUGGUUCUGAGCAUAAGAAGUUCUGAGACUGGCUGAUUUCUCAGGAGCAAUCAACAUUUCAACAACUGAUGGACUUAGAGCUCCUGAAGAGGCUGCGCCAGGCCAGCCAGGACCUUCUACAAAGGCUGAGAAUGAAGCAGGAAGAGCUCAGAAAAGAACUCCUCAAUAAGCAACUCCUUCCAGCAUCUCUUCAUAGCAGUACAGCUGCUGACAGAUGUGUCCCCUCGCCCAGCAGAGUGAAGGAAAAUCAGGUCGAUGCAGUAAAGUCUACAGCUGACCCUGAAGUGUUUGUGGAAACCAGAGCUGGCCCAGCCCUCAGUUCAUCUCCUAAACCCAGCAUCAGUGACAGAGGGGUACAGCAGCAACAAGUGAAGACACAGGAAGGUUUCGAUUCCAACUUUCCUGAGAAAGAGGAGAAUGUUACGCCAGGAUCUGCAGUCAUGUGUGGCAGAGGAAUCUCCAGGGUGGAUGGGGAUGGCCGUGCUCAAGGAAGUCCAGAGAAAGAGUCCUUCUUCCUGGGUCAUGGAGAGAACAGAAAACACUCUGCUCUGCUGCAAGGUUCCCAUGAGAAAACUCAUCCGGGGCCAUCGCUGAGCAGAGUGCAAAAUAAAGAGACCAGUGAGCAGCAUGAGGUCAUCAGAGAGCCCCAUAUCCCUGAAUCAGUCUUGCUGACAUCUCGUUCCAAAGGGUUGAAGAAGAAAGCUUGUCAUGUGACUUUUCAGCCUGACACUGAAGAAGAUGCCAUACCUGUCAGCAGCUGGUCUGCCCAUCCUUUCCUGGGCUAUGACUGGAUUGCAGGGCUCCUUGAUACAAAGUCUCCAGUAACAGAAAAAUCUGAGCAGUACUUCUCUGAGCUGCAGGAGUUCCGACAGUCCAACAGAGAAACCUGUAUUCAUCAGCAGCACUUGGAGCCCAAGGCUCUGGAUUGCACAGGUCCUGAACAAGAACUGGAUUUGAUAAGUCAUAAAUGUGUUUACUGUUACCGAUUAAACCAGCGCCUCUUCUCCAUCCCUGUGGAUCCAGAAUCUGCCUGCCCUGUGUGUAAGAUCCCACGAGCCCACCAGCCCCCGGGGACACUGGAGGAGCCAGCCUAUGUCAGGGUCAGCAUUCCCAGGUCUGCCCUUUUGCCAGCCCACAAGUACAAAGCCCAUCGCAGGAGGAGCUUUGAGCCGGCAGACGAUCUAGCGCUGCACUCGCAUUGCCUGGCUGGCUGGGAAAGCAUGGUCCCUUCCAGCAACACCUUGCUCAGCAGUUUGGACCUGCGAGCCUCACUGGAAGAGAAGUCUUCUCCCUGUGCUCAGCUGGACUCAAGUGUCCAGAGUGUCAGGAGAAGCCAGAACUGACAAGUUUCUACACCUGCCUCACUUAGCACACCUGAGGUCUAGCAGAGCAAUCCGGGACACCAGACAGCAGCUCUCAGUUCAGACCCCAUUCCCUCAACACUCUGGACAAUUGACUUGAUUGCCCUUGGGAAAGGGAUGGAAACACAUGGAAACAACUCAGAAACAAAACCAUUUGGAUAAAAAUAAAUCUUUGGACAGAUUUUUCCCAG